GAAAAACUAAAGUUUAUACUCGGUCAAAAUUACCCUUCAGGGAUCUUAACAUGCGUUUAACAUAAAUUGAUUAGCAUAGACGAAAACGUGUUUGCAAUAAACCCUUUACAUACGUCAUGUGUGAACAAAUAUUGGCAGUUAGUUGCUGGACCCGGAAGUUUCUUCCUCAAGAUCCUGCUCACUUCAAGUGGUUGUUAAUACCCGGGCGCUCGCGCUGUAGAGGUGACGGUAGGUAAUACACGGAUGAAAGUAAACCGGAGACUCAGCUGUCCGUGGAGAGGAAUAUAAAAAUGGGAAACACUGACUCCAAAUUGCGUUUUAGGAAAGCGGUGAUACAGCUCACAACAAAAACACAGCCCGUGGAGGCCACGGAUGAUGCAUUCUGGGAUCAAUUCUGGGCCGACUCCACCACCACCAUCCAGGAUGUGUUCGCCCUGGUGCCAGCCGCCGAGAUCCGAGCCGUCAGAGAGGAGUCCCCCUCCAACCUGGCAACCCUGUGCUACAAGGCAGUGGAGAAGCUAGUGCAGGGAGCAGAGUCUGGCUGCCCCUCAGAGAAGGAGAGGCAGAUCGUGCUGAACUGUGCUCGCCUGCUCACCCGAGUCCUGCCUUACAUCUUUGAGGAUCCAGACUGGAGAGGGUUUUUCUGGUCCACUCUGCCCGGCGCUGGACGUGCUGGGGAGGAUGAAGGGGAUGACGAAGGUGCCAGGCCGCUGGCCGAGUCCCUCCUCAUGGCCAUCGCUGACCUGCUCUUCUGCCCAGACUUCACUGUGCAGAGCCACAAGAAAGCUGGACUGGACGGCCCAGAGGACAUGCAGUCUUUAGACAGCUGUGAGUACAUCUGGGAGGCUGGAGUGGGCUUCGCUCAUUCGCCCCCUCUCAACUACAUUCAUGACCUCAACAGGACGGAGCUGCUGAAGCUGCUCUUGACCUGUUUUUCUGAGGCCAUGUACCUGUCGCCCUCUACCGACAUCAACACCCCCAACCCCUGGGUCGCCUUCUUCUGCUCAGCCGACAACAGGCAUGCCCUCCCUCUCUUCACCUCUCUGCUGAACGUGGUGUGCGCCUAUGACCCCGUGGGCUUCGGCCUCCCCUACAACCACCUGCUCUUCUCGGACCAGCGCGAGCAGCUGGUGGAGCAGGCGGUGCAGGUGCUCAUGGUGGCCCUCGAGCACGACCUGGUCGUCGCCGCCGCGGCCCAGCAGGCCCUGGACCCCACAGCGGCCUCCUCAGAGCUGGAGGAGCAGGAGCAGCCAGUGGGCCCUGACAACCUGUUUGUAAAUUACCUAUCAAGGAUUCACAGAGAGGAGGACUUCCACUUCAUCCUGAAGGGCCUGGCUCGGCUCCUGUCCAACCCGCUGCUGCAGACCUACCUGCCCAACUCCACCAAGAAGAUCCAGUUCCACCAGGAGCUGCUCGUGCUCUUCUGGAAGCUCUGCGACUUCAAUAAGAAAUUCUUGUUCUUUGUGCUGAAGAGCAGCGAUGUGCUGGAAAUUCUAGUGCCCAUCCUCUUCUACCUGAAUGACUCCCGAGCAGACCAGUCCCGUGUGGGACUCCUCCAUAUUGGUGUGUUCAUCCUGCUCCUGCUGAGUGGGGAGAGGAACUUCGGCGUGCGCCUGAACAAGCCCUUCUCUCUGCGCGUCCCCAUGGACAUCCCCGUGUUCACCGGCACACAUGCAGACCUGCUGGUGGUGGUUUUCCACAAGAUCGUUACAAGCGGCCAUCAGCGUCUGCAGCCUCUGUUUGACUGCCUCCUCACCAUCAUAGUCAAUGUGUCCCCUUACCUGAAGAGUCUGUGCAUGGUGGCUGCCAACAAACUCCUCCACCUUCUGGAGGCUUUCUCCGGGAGCUGGUUCCUGUACUCCUCCACCCAAAACCACCACCUGGUGUUCUUCCUCCUGGAGGUCUUCAACAACAUCAUCCAGUACCAGUUUGAUGGUAACUGUAACCUGGUCUAUGCCAUCAUCCGUAAGCGUAACGUGUUCCACCAGCUGGCCAACCUGCCCUCGGACUAUGUCUCCAUCCAGAAGGCCCUGCAGAGGAAGAAGAGGACCCCCGCCGGCCUCUCCCAUGCCUGCUCCAUGGAGUCCAUCCCCAUGGAGGGCUCUUGUCCCGCCGUCCCCGCCGAGCCAGGAACACUUAAGACCAGCCUCGCUGCCUAUCCAGGCAUUGAGAAGCUGACGGAGAAGGCCCAGGUGUCAGAGGACGGCACCAUGGUGGCCCUGCAGAAGAGACACUCGUCUCAGGAGAGACACUCGUCUCAGCCGCAGGCCGACCAGAGCGCAGCCGCCGGAGCGAGCGACACCGAGUCCCACUCCGGGAGGGACAGUGAGGAUGUUUUCUACAGCAGACCUGAAGCGUCUAGGAGGCGCAUGUCCAGCACAUCGUCAUCUGUGUACUGGGUUCCCACACCUGAAUGGGUCCUCUCCUGGAAGAGUAAACUCCCUCUACAGACCAUCAUGAGACUCCUGCAGGUGCUGGUUCCGCAGGUGGAGAAGAUCUGCAUCGACAAGGGCUUGACAGAUGAGUCUGAGAUCCUGAAGUUCCUGCAGCAUGGCACCCUGGUGGGCCUGCUGCCCGUGCCCCACCCCAUCCUAAUCCGCAAGUACCAGGCCAACAUGGGCACUGCCAUGUGGUUCCGCACGUACAUGUGGGGUCUAGUGUACCUCCGUAACGUGGACCCCCCAAUCUGGUAUGACACCGAUGUGAGACUCUUUGAGAUCCAGAGAGUCUAAGGGAAGUGUGCCAAUGACAGCGAGAAGCAGUGGAGAAAAACUACAGGGACACUUCCUGUUUGGAAACUCUCAGCCAAUGACCUCCUGCCCAUUCACUUGAGCUGCCCAAUCAGUGAAAGAGGAAUAUGAGGGAAGAGAGAGAACUGUCGCCAUGCCAAAAGGCCCAGGAGGCCAUUUUGUUUCAAGAUGCCUGAUUGACCUUUAUGAAUUCUGCAACCAUGAGCUUGCCCCGGAGGCAUGACUAAAGUGCUUAAUGCACUUCCAAUGACUCAUCCAGCGAGCCACCUUCAGUUUACACCACCUCUGAUUAAUCCCCCCCCACAUACAUAUCUGCAUAUGUGAAUAUGAGACCACAAUAUACUGGAAGUUUUACACAUAUUCUGUCAUACGGUGCACUGUGUGGCCCCCUCAGAUGGGAUUUGUCAUUAUUUUAUUAUGACACAUGGAAUUUAGAAUGAAUCAUGGAUACACUGUAUCUUUGUAGUAUAUGUAAUUGAUCAUGUUUAACUCCUAAUUCACUUACACAGAGGUAAGGUUUCGUCAUUACAUUUCCAUGGAGGAAUGAACUGUGACACAAAAUACAAA
Messenger RNA from Clupea harengus (Atlantic herring), 3317 nucleotides. Its product is annotated as protein HID1. Gene Ontology annotation, cellular component: Golgi trans cisterna; Golgi medial cisterna; membrane. The record is from RefSeq and is a predicted model, not a curated record. NCBI's taxonomy places the organism in Eukaryota, Metazoa, Chordata, Actinopteri, Clupeiformes, Clupeidae.